AUGGGACUUAUCGUGCAAGGUGGAUACGCACGAGGAGCACCCCCACUAAUAAAACGCUCCAAUGAUGCUCAAUCUUCCAGCAAAAAUACAGCCGAGACCGCUUUGAAUAAAAAAUCCAGUCCCGAGGUAGUACCAGCAUCCUAUACCGCUCCACCCCGGCCAAAAUCCAAUUUCAUAGUCCAACAACAACAGCAGCUGCAGGAACAACAAAACUCGCAAGAUAAUAACGCCAUGGAGAAGAGCAAUGACUUAAUCAGUUCCGCCAUUGCAGCUGGUCUAACUGCCGCCGCAGUUGAAGCUGCCGCCGUUGCUGCCAAUCAGCGGGAAUUGGAACAGCUAAGAAAACAAAAUCCCCAACAGCAAUACUAUCCCAGCGAUGAGGAUGACAGCGAAACUGCAGCUGCCAUCAAUAAGCGUGGUAUUAGCAAUCAACAACAGUAUGGCUAUACAAAUCUCUCACCACCAGAAAAUACCUAUCCCGACAAUUCCGGUUUUAUACCACCACCACCCAGUGGCCGUUAUGCAUAUCCCUAUGGUACCUAUGAGACAAUGCCACCCAAGGAACCACAGACACCACCCGGUGUAUGGGGUGAUGAACUGAUCGACACCCCUCCCAAUGUUGUCUACACCGAUAUGGAUGAAUACGGUGGCAUGCCCAUGUCUAGAGUUCCCUCGUCAUAUCAUGAUAAAGCUUACGAUAAUCUGGCCACUCUUUUAAAUUCGGAGAAUUAUAUGGACUCGUUGCCAUUGCCGUAUACAGGAAGACGUUACUACAAUUCAGUGGGAGGUGAUAACGAUCGCAAUAAGCGGGCAUAUAAGGUUUUCAAUCAAUUGGCUAAUAAGUUUCCUGAUAUGAGAUUGAAACGCGACACCAAAUUGACUCCUGCUGACAUGCUGGCCUUGGUUGCCCUCGUUGAGGCUGGUGAACGUGCCCGCAAGGAUACCGAUGCUGAUGCUGGCUAUGCCUAUCCUCCCGAAAGUUAUGUACCCAAAUCAUAUGGUUUGAAUGCCAACACCAAUAGCAACAAUAAUUACAAUCUUGGAGCUUAUGAUUAUCCUGCAUUGGGUCAAGUUGAUGAUAGUCUAGACUAUAAUAAUGGCCCCUGGCCCAUGGAACCCCAAUCAAUGGUUGAUUAUUAUGGUGUCCCUAUGAAUAUGGAACCUGUGAGCAAAUAUAAUACACCUCGUAUGCCGCUUAAGGAGAAUAAAUUCAAUGAUCGUAUUUUCAAUAACAAACAUUACAUGGUGGCUAAAAAGAAGCGUUCCAUAGCCAAGCCCAUAAUACCCUACAAACAGGAUAAGCUAUAUUAA
This is a messenger RNA of Musca vetustissima, 1311 nucleotides long. RefSeq lists its product as uncharacterized. NCBI's taxonomy places the organism in Eukaryota, Metazoa, Arthropoda, Insecta, Diptera, Muscidae. The transcript is spliced from 5 exons. The record is from RefSeq and is a predicted model, not a curated record. Bases 1 to 1311 code for a protein of 436 amino acids.